This is a messenger RNA of Colletes gigas, 1335 nucleotides long. RefSeq lists its product as uncharacterized. Bases 241 to 1173 code for a protein of 310 amino acids. NCBI's taxonomy places the organism in Eukaryota, Metazoa, Arthropoda, Insecta, Hymenoptera, Colletidae. The transcript is spliced from 3 exons. The record is from RefSeq and is a predicted model, not a curated record. Gene Ontology annotation, molecular function: zinc ion binding; nucleic acid binding.
AAACGAGAUUCCUAAGUGAUACGCACUUAAAAGGAUAUAGUAUGUAUCAGUAAGCUUUUACGUGUUAAAUCGUUUCAUUUCAAAUAUACGUACGUAUACCUUUGCGUUUUAUCAAAACAAAUGAUAAGAUCAUAUCGAGUACAUAUUAUAUAUAAGUAAUAACUUCUUUAGUUCAUUGUUAAUUGUACAACACUAUUUAGUGGAAUUGUUAAGCACGGGAAACAAAUUUCACGUACGAUAAUGAAUACGGGUGAAAAUGCAACAAAUGAAAUCAAACCACCAGCACCAUUGAAUGCAGAUGGGGACCUAGGUAAAAAUUGGUGUAACUGGAAGAGUGAUUUCAUAAAAUUUAUGAAAGUAGAAGAUCCCACAGAAUCUUACAAAGACAGAUGGGGAACUUUUCUUUUGAUGUUUAUUGGCCCUAUAGGACAAAAUGCUUACAAAGAAAUGUCUUGUGACAGAACAUUUGAUAAAGAGAAUUUUGAUGCUUUACUUAAAAAAUUAGAUUUGCAUUUCAUUUUUAGGACUACAGAAAAACUAUGCAAAGGAAACAUCAGCGAAUAUGUUAACAAUUUGAUGGAAAUUGCAAAAUUGAGUAAUUACAGCGAUGUGCAAAGUAUUGUUAAAGAAAAAAUUAUCAGUGACAUUAUAGAGCAAAAAUCUGAUGAAGAUUUUCAAAAGUUUUUACAAUCAUUGAAUUUGAGCGAAAUUAUUUCUGAAUGGAUGUCAAUACAGAAUUUCACAACUCAAACAAACAACAAGAAUAAUCAUGAACAAAAUGUUAUUGCCAAAAAACGUCUUGUGAACAAUUUAAUUGAAUGUGUCAGAUGUGGAACACAACAUACACGCAAUCAAUGCCCAGCGCAUGGAAAACAAUGUAAUAACUGUAAGAAAUAUAAUCAUCUUACAGAGAAGUGCAAAUCUAUGACAUACAUUAAACAAUGUCUCAAGUGUGGAACUGGACAUAAACCAAUUGAAUGUCCUGCUUUUGGUUAUGUGUGCACUAAAUGCGGUAAAAGUAAUCAUUAUUCAUGGAAGUGUCAAGUUCCUAUGGUAAGGAAUUGCUCUAGAUGCGGUACGGAUCAUGUUAUGUCUUUGUGUCCUGCGCAAGGGAAAGUGUGUCCCCGAUGUGAAAAGCCUAAUCAUUUAGAAACUAAAUGUAAAAAAAAAUAAAUAUAAAUAAAACCAACGUUUAUUAUCUCAAUACAUUAAAGUCAUAAAGACAUAUUGUAUUAUUACACUAUAACAAGAAUAAAGACGGUGAUAACAAUUUGUACAGAAAAGUAAGUGUUUUUUUUUUAAUAGAUGUCUGCAAACCAAAGUUCACAUUUCAUG